This is a messenger RNA of Vitis riparia (riverbank grape), 1537 nucleotides long. Its product is annotated as protein MITOFERRINLIKE 1, chloroplastic. Gene Ontology annotation, cellular component: mitochondrial inner membrane. Gene Ontology annotation, molecular function: S-adenosyl-L-methionine transmembrane transporter activity. The transcript is spliced from 3 exons. Lineage: Eukaryota; Viridiplantae; Streptophyta; Magnoliopsida; Vitales; Vitaceae. The record is from RefSeq and is a predicted model, not a curated record. Bases 1 to 1143 code for a protein of 380 amino acids.
AUGAGAGGACAGAAAAGUGGCUGCAGAAGUAGUGGUGCAGGAAAAGUGGCUGCUGCAGAGAUCGUUGGAGGGGACAGCAUUCUCAAAUGCCCACGAAACCACCACUCGACACGGCAGACCCACCACCACCACCACCAACCCCUUCUUCUUCUCCACUUCAAUGUCGCAGCCCGCUUCCCCUAUAUUGGCCAAGUCUGCUGCCCCACAACCAAGUCUCUCAUAAAGUCCCUUUCCGUCUUCGAACGAGCCCUCAUCGGCGCUGGCGGCGGCGGAAUCGCCGGCGCAUUCACCUACUUCUGCCUCCACCCCCUCGACACCAUCAAAACGAAGCUCCAGACAAGAGGGGCUUCGGAGAUUUACAAAGGGACGUUGGACGCAAUCGUGAAGACAUUCCAGGAAAGGGGUGUUCUAGGAUUUUACAGUGGCAUCUCGGCCGUGAUUGUCGGAUCCGCGGCCUCUUCGGCGGUAUAUUUUGGGACUUGUGAGUUCGGGAAGUCGAUUUUGGCUAAGGUUCCGCAAUACCCAUCACUCUUGAUUCCUCCGACCGCCGGAGCUAUGGGCAACAUUAUGUCUUCGGCGAUAAUGGUGCCCAAGGAGUUGAUUACACAGAGAAUGCAAGCUGGUGCAAAGGGGAGGUCCUGGCAGGUGCUGUUGGGAAUUCUUGAGAGAGAUGGGAUUUUGGGUCUUUAUGCAGGCUAUUCUGCUACAUUGUUGAGGAAUUUGCCUGCUGGGGUACUGAGUUAUUCGUCUUUCGAGUAUUUGAAAGCUGCAGUGUUAAGUAGGACUAAAAAUGAUCAUUUGGAGCCAUUUCAGAGUGUGUGUUGUGGAGCUUUGGCUGGCGCAAUAUCUGCUUCGCUCACCACCCCGCUAGAUGUAGUUAAGACUAGAUUGAUGACUCAGGUUCAUGGAGAGGCCAUAAAUAAGGUUUCAGCGGCAAUGUAUAGCGGGGUUUCGGCUACUGUAAACCAAAUUUUGAGGGAUGAGGGGUGGGUUGGACUGACCAGUGGAAUGGGUCCCCGGGUUGUUCAUAGCGCCUGUUUUUCAGCAUUGGGGUACUUCGCAUUUGAGACGGCUAAGAUGGCCAUCUUGCAUCAGUAUCUAAAGCGCAAAGAGUUGUGUGAAAUGAACGUUGCUUCUACUUGAUUCUGGUGCUGAGAUUGGACCUUAUGCUGCAAGACUAGCAUCAAAGGAAGUGGAUUGGUAAAGGAAAAACUCUGAUAUGUUUUUAUAGGAGGGAUGAGGAUGGAAGAUAUACAGGGAAGACGUCAAGAAAAAGAAAUUGGAACUUCUUACGUUUGUCAUAUUGUUAUGCCAUUCUCUCGCAUAAACUAUGUAGAUCUCGGGCCACUUAAUUUUCUUUUCAACAAAAGAUUAUCUCUUGAGUUAUUCAUGCAUCACUGCAAUAGAAUAGGACCUUUUGUCCUUGCCUUUUUAGAGAGAUAAGGGCCAAUUGAUAGAUAAACAAAGCAUGUUCAGAUGUGUUGUGAACAUGAAUUACAUUUGAAGGGGAAAAUCCUUGUCUAGAAUGUCUUUUAUA